Molecule: messenger RNA, 2628 nt
Organism: Phialemonium atrogriseum
Lineage: Eukaryota; Fungi; Ascomycota; Sordariomycetes; Cephalothecales; Cephalothecaceae
Product: general alpha-glucoside permease
Exons: 3
Coding region: 340-2364 (674 amino acids)
Cellular component (GO): plasma membrane
Molecular function (GO): sucrose:proton symporter activity
Source: RefSeq, a predicted model, not a curated record
ACCCAGGACAUCACUUCCUCCAUCCACAGUAGGUAUAGGUAUUGUCACGAGCGAAUCGCUGUGCCCUGCAUCGAACCCGUGGCAUCCCCUGGUUGACCACGUCAAUAGCUGUUUAAGCCUUGCCAACAAUUCCCACAGCGAACUGCGGAUUGCUCUCGUACAUCGAAGACCUAGCCAUCUUAUUUCUCCUGGCAUGGACGUAAAUUGAGGCGCGCCCUUGGAUUUAGCUCCAACGACAAUCCCCAACCUCGACCUCUCCUUGUCACCGCCCGACCACCGUCCUCGCUCCGCAAACGCCCCUCGAAAGCCGUGAGUGGCGCUGGACAGCGUCCUCUACGCAUGACGUCGUCAUCUGCCGAGUCUCCAGGAUGCGAACGUCCCUCGGGCGAAGAAAGUAAGCCUGCCUCCAAGGCAGGCAACCUCUCUCGAAAUGCGUCGAUAGAGCAAGAGCGCGAGAGUGGACAUGGGCAUGGGCCAGAACGAGACACGGAGCAGUCGCCUCUCCUCUCCCCUGCACGGGAAGGGGAUGGCUUCAUAAACGGGCACACGGUACGGGAACAGGUCGACGAGUACCAGACCACAAAGAGCGUGUGGUACCUCAUCCUCCUGACGAUAAGUAUCGGAGGUCUGCAGAUCGCCUGGUCCGUAGAGCUUUCAAAUGGCUCCCCGUACUUGCUGUCCCUCGGCCUGAGCAAGUCGUUGAUGGCUCUCGUCUGGAUUGCCGGGCCGCUCUCGGGCACCUUGGUGCAGCCGUACGUGGGCAUGCUGAGCGACAACUGCCGUGUCCCAUGGGGCAAGCGGAAACCAUUCAUGCUCGGCGGUGCGGCCGCCACCAUUGUCUCGCUCAUGUUUCUUGCCUGGACGAAGGAGAUUGUCAGUGGAUUUCUGGGCAUCUUUGGCGCCGACCCCGCGUCUGAAGGUGUCAAGGUCUGCGUAAUUGUUGUCGCCGUGCUCUGGGUGUAUAUCUUGGACUUUGCCAUCAACACCGUCCAAGCCGCCAUCCGCGCCUUCAUCCUCGACUGUGCUCCACCACACCAGCAAGAGGCUGCCAAUGCCAUGGCAAGUAGAAUCGUUGGUGUUGGCAACAUCAUCGGUUAUGUCGCCGGUUACGCGGAUCUCCCCGGGCUAUUCUGGUGGCUUGGAAAUACCCAGUUCAAAGGCCUCUGCGCCAUUGCCAGCUUUGCCCUCUUUGGCACCGUGGUUCUCAGCUGCCUGGUCAUUCGAGAGAGAGAUCCCCGGCUCGAAGGCCCCCCCGCCAAAGACAAAGCCGGCGUCCUGUCCUUCUUCCGCAAGAUCUUCACUUCAAUCAAGAGGCUUCCUCCUCAGACCAAGAAGGUCUGCGAAGUCCAGUUCUGCGCCUGGAUAGGCUUCUUCCCCAUGCUCUUCUACACGUCGUCGUACAUUGGCGAGAUCUACGCUGAGCCGUUUCUGGAAGAAAAUCCGAACAUGACACCCGAGCAGCUCCACGAUCUUUAUGAGGAGGCAACUCGGAUUGGUACCUUUGCGCUGCUCAUCUUCGCAAUCACCAGCUUGGCGACGAAUGUCUUUCUCCCCUUCUUCAUCGCCCCGACAUACGACAGCCAGCCGGUGGCAGAAGCCGCAGGGUCGGGCGAGGAUACGGCGUCUUUCAACGAUUACGAUGGUCCGAAGUCAUGGUUAGAACGUCUGGUCAUCCCUGGCUUCACUCUUCGUCGUGCCUGGAUGUACUCCCAGAUUCUCUUCUUCGGCGCCAUGAUCUGCACCGUCUUCGUGCGCUCGGUCGAGGUCGCAACCGUUCUCAUCGGUCUCGUGGGCAUCACCUGGGCCCUGACUCUCUGGGCGCCAUGGGCUAUUAUCAGUGCCGAGAUCUCCCAUCGCGAUGCCCUCCUCCGCUCCCAGAGGCAGCUCAGCUUAUCGCCGAAUCGCGGGGCAGUUGGCAACGCGCCAUCCCUGGACGGUUACUCGGACCAUGAUCGGGACAUUGACUCUCAGGAUGAUGCGGAGGAGACCGACCAGGCAGGUGUCAUUCUUGGCAUCCACAACAUGGCAAUUGCCGCGCCACAGAUCAUCGCGACUGUGGCGUCGAGCAUACUCUUCCGCAUCUUCCAGAAGCCCCGAGGCACCCCGGGGGAUCACAGCAUCGCCAUCGUCAUGGCGCUCGGCGGCGUCGCGGUGCUGGUCUCGGCGUGGUUCAUCCACUGCAUCCGGGACGAGCCUGUCGUCUCCUCGGACGACAUGGUUUCUGUCGAGGAGGCCGAACCGGCGGACAGAUCGAGCAGGUCUCGCAGCCAUAGCCGCAGUCGCAGCUAUGAGCAGCUGCCCCGCGCCAGCUUGGAGCGCGCGAAUCUGGUGAGAAACACCAGCUUUGGUGGUGCCGAGUACUAGGCGCCUCUUUGCGUGGCCGUAGCAUUGGUUCAUUAUGUUCAGUAGCAGCUGUUUAUAUGUUUAUGUCGAAGGUGGAAUUGGUCAACGGUCUCAGGCGUCAGUCCUUUGUGAUAUAGGAGUUGCUGAUUUUUGCAUAUUCAGGCAGUCAUGUUGGUCGCAUGUGUAUCGGCAUAGAUUGGUUGUUCAGAUCGUCUACCUAGAACCCCGUCAUAGGACAUGCCCAUGUCCGGCUAUGUCAAUAAUUCAAUUCAUCGAUGUUCCCAA